AUGGACACCCCGGUGUCAUUGCCUCGGGAUGUCAGCAGCGGGAGCGAUCCUGGUGACGUGUCCCUGCCUGAUGAUGUGACGAGCAACGCAGGGGAUUCUCCGGGUCUGCUUGAUGAGAAUGUCGAGCUGCCUCCUGAAGAGGGAAGUUUGCAGACCAAGUGUCGCUGCAAGCGUGGUUGUGUUGCGUUGCUGCCACCAGGUGUGCUGGAACAGCAGCGCUUUCGAAUGGAAGGCCUUGAUCGAGUUCGGCGACAUGCUCAGGUCUUUGCAUCUCUGAGAGAUGACGCCAGCCGAGCACCAGAUGGCUCAAUCACAACUGUCUGCUAUAAGGUGAAUGGCCACACUGUCUGCCGUGGUCUGUGGCAGUACGUAAACAUGGUGACCCCUCAGACUGUUGAUGCCUUUCGCAAAAGCAUCCUGGCUGGAGAGGUGACUGCACCAGUGCGAGGCCCAUGUUUGCGAGUCAAAGACAAGCAGCAGUUUUGGCGAGUUGAUGCCUGGUUUCUGGAGCUGUACACAUCUUUGGGAGAGCCCAAGCCAACUGAAUCCCCUGGUGACCAUCAGACUGACACAGAGCAUGAAGUUGUUCAUUCCGAUCACCCUCUCUGGGCUUUGAGUGUUGCGUCGGGGCCAGACUGCCGUGUUGUCGCCAAGAGGAACCUGAACCCUCAAACUUUGAGAGCCCUCUACGCCUUCUACACACAGGACGCUGGCAACGAGGAGUUGGUAAGUGAGAGCACCUUCAGUCGCUGUUGGCGUGAACGCUGGAAGAAAUUUCUGGAAAUGAAGAAUGAAGGCACAGGGCAGCGAUGCAAAGUCUGUGCCAAAUUUGAUGAAGCGAUGAACCAGGCAAGCUGCAAGGAUGAGUUUCUCGACCUUUCCAAGCAGAAAGCAGUGCAUGUGCGUCAAUCGAUGGCUGACAGAAAUGUCAAUGUGCGGGGCAAUGUUUUGGCCACCAGAGCAGCGCAGCAAGCACGUGCCACUGGUAUGCCCUCGACAACUUCCUUUAUGAAAAUGCAGAUCGACGGGAUGGAUCAAGCCAAAUUCCGUUGUCCAAGACCUCAGGGGACCUUGAAAGGUUCGGCCUAUGAGCUGUGGAGACCACAGCUGCACCUCACAGGCUGCACAUGCUUCGGACAUUUUGAUGCAUUUUUCUUGCUUGGGCACGAUCAACCCAAGGAUAGUAACAUGCAAUCCACAGUCCUUGCCCGGGCACUGGACCUGCUUACUGCCCGUGUGGGACUGCAAGGGUUUCCGAGGGCCCUGAUACUUUCUGUUGACAAUACGCCGAGAGAAAGCAAGAACACCUUUUUUGCGCAGUUUGCAGCAGCGUUGCUGCUUUUGCGCUGCUUCGAUUCAGUAGAAGUUCAAUAUUUACAAGCUGGCCACACAAAGAAUGAACUGGACCAGAGGUUUUCAUCUGUUGCCCGAGUUCUAAAUGACGCCGGUGCUUUGGAGGAUGAUGAGGAGUUUUUGCAGUACAUGCAAACACAUGUCAGGCCGUUUGAAGGAAGAGAGGUCAUUUGUGAGAAGAUGUCUGGCGCACGGGACUUCCAGGCAUGGUUUGAGAUUGCCAAUAUGCAUGUGCAGGGCCUGACAUCGACAAAGGGGCUACCAGAAGCAAACCAUUUGUGGCGGUUUGUGAGACGUGAAGAUCACCCGUUGCCAGAUGAGAUUGAGUGCCAUCAUCCAGACUGGCAGUCUUUGCCCUCAAACCCUGAUGAUGUUAUUCUUUGUUUGAAGCAGUUCAUUUCCAGCCCUGACCAGUCGCAACCCCCGCAGCUUUUCAUGCCAGCCAGUGCUGCAGAGCAGCUCACGAAACAAACUUUGCAGCCAGCACUCCGGAGGCCUUUGAGUGAUGAACAGGUGAAAGAGUUCCAAAAAACUGCGACGUUCGUGGGCAAGCAUCCUUGGAAUUUGUUUAAAGGCGAAGCCUUCCUGAGGAAGCUUUGUGCUGAAAACCAAGCAGGCAUCAGCGGGACCCCCCCCGUUUUGCAAGCACUGUUUCAGUCUCGUUGCGCGGUUGAUCAAGAAACUGCCCCAAUUGUGGCCCAACCCUGUGCACGAGCAGCAGCUCCGCGGCCAGUUCGUGUGAGGAGGGUCUUGAAGCGGCCCGCUGCUGCAAAAGCUGCCGCUCCGCGUGCCAAAGCCAAGGUGCGGCUGAGGCCUGCUGCACAGCUGGAUGCGCAGUGA
Molecule: messenger RNA, 2193 nt
Organism: Symbiodinium natans
Lineage: Eukaryota; Dinophyceae; Suessiales; Symbiodiniaceae
Source: the annotation of a GenBank genome assembly